UGGCGGUCGGGGUGCGCGCUCAGCUCACAGACUUUUGCGCUUCUGAGGGAAAGAGACGAACAGAAGAGCCGGGCGCUGUUUUAACUGAAUGAGCUGGAAACUACUGACACAUACGACAUCUGUGAAUUUAAGCUUUUUUCAACACUUUGCCGUGGAAGUAAUCGCGUCUGUUGUGGAUUUUACUCAUCUGAGAUCAUGAAUUAAGUGCUGCGUUGAUUUCGAACCUGCUGGGAUCGCUGCAAUUUAAAGACAUCUGUUGGAGCACCGGGUCUCUUCUGCGCUUCUGAUAUGGGAUUUUAACUUAUACCGCGCGCACGCACCGUCUCUUUCGGAGUCAGUUCGCCUGGUUUUAGAUUUGCGCUCUUCCAGAAAUGGUGGGCCACUUACAUUUGCAAGCUAUGGAUGAGAGUCUGAAAGGAAAGAACCGGGAGGGACUGCUCGAUAGUCCAGAUUCCGGACUCCCUCCGAGCCCCAGCCCGCCCUUCUACUCUCUGUCGCCGGGGAUCAUUGAGUCUCGCUCUGGGAGCUGUUCGACGCCAAACGAGCUGCAGGGAUACAACAGAAAGGAGAGCCGUGAGGGCAAACUGUUGCCGUACUUGCUGCUGAAUUCGCAAGGUCAAGAUGCUAAAUCGCGCAUGUACCCUGUGGUCUAUGGAGAGAGCAUUGAGGUCAACCCCAAACCAGAAAAAGAGAUCAAGUUUAACUCGGCAGUGAAGUACGCUUCAGACACACAUUUUCGUGACCAGGUGUACUGCGCCCAAGUCCCGACCGCCACGUCCUUCAGCGAGACAGUUGUGGCAGUUCAGAACUGCACGUGGCGCAGCUACAAGACAGAGGUUCACUUCGAGCCACGGCACAGGCCGAUACACUUCCAAAGCACAGCCAUCGUGUUCCCAAAGCACGCUCGGAAUACAUACCGCACCACGCUAAACUACAACGGCAACAAAAACGGAGCCGGACGGCGAAGGUUCGUGUCCACGGUCAGGCUGGAAUCCAUGGAGGACGCCAGUCCUUGUAUCAUUUACACAGAAUACCUCUGAGACCUCAGAGAGUUGUUAUCUUUCCAAAAAUCCAAAAACUCCCGUUGCCUAGAGCUACAGUGAAAGUGCUUGGACUUCUGUUACCAAACCCCUGAUAAAAAAUGAAUGGCUAGAGACUUCAAAGGUAGAAAGAUGAAAAGAAAGUCUUUCAUUUUGUCCGUUUGCAAUCGGUCAGGUUGGUACUUGACAGUGGAAGUGAGGUGAAGCUGUCUGUGUGCAGCUUUUGCAGUAUAUUUGUGUGUUUUGUGUCAUUGGUGUAUUUUUGUAUAUUUUAGUUUUUUUAUUUUAAUAUCCAGUCAUACCAGACAUGUGGGAAGAGCAGAUGGCGUGAUGUUUGUUUAUUCACAAGCCUCCACCGAUUCUGCAGAAUUCAACCAAAUGUCAUUUCCAACAUUCUACACAUCCCUCAUCAUUUGCACAUUUUAAAUUACAUGAAAUUUUCAAACAUCUUGUAUGUAUGAGGUACUGAAAUUUGGAAUUUGCUAAAUUCCAGUAAAUUUCUUUUUAAGACAAACCUUAUUUUUGGCUAAUUUUGUAAGGUAAAAAUAAAAAUGCAGUUCAGAUUCUAUGUGGGCUUUAGUAGUGCUCAAUGCGAGAGCCAGCACAAAGUAAAUUGUGAAACUCUAAAAUUUCAGAGAACUUGCUAAGAAAAUACUAAUUGUGUAUGAGUUGCACUUACAGUUUUUUUCCUAUAAAUGUCUUGGUUUGAAUAAUAGCAAUUAAAUGAGUAGGAGCACUUGAAAGGUUGGACCAAAGAUUCUUUCAAAUGAAAAGAAAGGGAAAAGCAACCUUAAAUAUUUCCCCCUUUCUGUUUGUACCUCAGAACAUGUGGAAUAAUUAUUGCACAAGAAUUUUAGAAACCGCCCAAGACUCUAUUAUAAUUUAAAGCUGCAAUCCGUAACUUUUGCUUUAAAGGUCCAGUCUAUGAAAUUUUGCGGCAUCUAGUGGUGAGGUUGUGAAUUGCAACCAACGGCUCACUCCACAGAACUAGACACAGAACUAAGAUGUCGUCAUGUUUUCGCUUCUUUGCUGAAGGAGAUAACGUAUUUACUAAUCGCACUCUGUAGAGCAGUUUGUCCGUUUAGGGCUACUGUAAAAACAACAUGGUGAAUUGUAAGGGGACCCACGAUGUAUGCAGAUAGAAAUAUCUCAUUCUAAGGUUAUAAAAACAUAACGCUUCAUUAUGUAAGGUCUUUAUACACUCUGAAGACAUAGUUAUGUAUAUUAUAUUGCGUUUCUGUCAAUAGAUCCUCCAAAAAUUGCACACCUUUAAAUCACCAUCACAGUUUAUAACAUAAAAUUGCAGGUUACUUUACAUACAAAUCUUUACAUAUGAGGAAGCCGACCUGAAAUGUCCCACAAAAUUGUACUCAACAGCUCAACAUAUAAAUCAUUUUUAUAAACCUACCAUUGUGAAUCAGAGGGCAGUCUUUAAGCCUGAUUUACAUACUUGCGCAGUAACAGAUUAUUGUUCAUUUUUAACCAAAAAAAGUUACGAAUUGCAGCUUUGACGGUCAAAAAUGAUCUGCGCUCACAAAGCUGGUUAAAGAAUGACAAGAAAUGCUAGAAAGUAUACAGGAAGUUGCAGGUGAAAAGGCAACAGAUCAAUUAAGCAUGUAUUCAAUAGGACGAUUCAGGACAUUUUGGAAUUGAAAUGCCAGAUGCUGGUUUUGUGAGAGAUUUUAUCACGCCGCCAUUAACAAUCUGAAAAGUUCAUCUGGAGGAGGCAAAGUUCUUUUACCUCUUGACAUUAUCAUCAUCUAAAGCAGUGUCCAAUCAUCUGAUAAACUUUCAGAUUGUAUAGUUGGAUACCCUUUGGUUUCGUAAGUAAUGAGUAAUUUGUCCUUUUUUGGAGCCUUUUUUUGUCCUUGAUUUCCAACGGGAACUCUUGUGACCUCCAGCAAACCCAUUUCCUCUCUAAUGUGUUAUACACGAAUGCUUUCGUACAGCAGGGAGGGAACACAUUCUGUUCUGUCAUGGUUUCUUCUUUUUGAAAGCUAAAAAGAUAAAAUGCACCAACUUUUUCAAAGAGGUAUUUUGAGUAAGCAGUCAAGCGUUGUGGACGUGUUAGUACUUUAUUUCUGUCUUAUGGACUAUAAAUUGAAUUCUGUAAAAGCUGUACAUUUUGAUCUCUUACCUCAUUUAAAAAAAUCUUUGUUUUGACUUUUAAGAUAUUUGUAAUCGUAUAUGCUGGGGAAAUUUCUGGUGACUGGGACUGGAAAAAAUGGAAAAGUAUGUAAUGGCACAUGCAUGUGAGUUCGGAGAGGAAAUGCCAGUUGAAACGAAAGGACACAGUUACUGUACAUUAUAUAUUAUAUUACAGAUAUAUUCCACAGAACGAUACAAAUAAUACAAGGUAAUAACUAACAAAUCCAUUGUAUUUCAUAACAGAUUACCAGACAUCAGAUAAACUCCCUGUGUUGAGAUGGAUAAUCUGAGAAAUGAGGGCAAAUGAAAAAUUGUGAUUAGAGGAAUUUUAGAAAUGUCUUGAAAGCCAUGGAAUGUUAUUAAAGUGGAGCUGAGGUGAGAUUUUAUUUUUUACACGUAUGGACUUCUGUGAUUAGCCUACCUUUGUUUGGUGUAAACAGAUUUUUUUCUUUAACGUGAUGAUAUGCAUUUAUGUAAACUAUUAAUUCUCUUUAUAUUUUUGUAUGAUUCCCAAGUUAAUUGUCGUCUUUGAACAGAUAAGAAAAUAAUUUAAGAAAAAUGUAUAUCCAAACUAAUUAAAUAAAAGCCCCAAACCCUAAAAUGGCUGUACAGUUUUGCUUUUAAUAAAGUACAAAAUUUUGAUGAAAUGUACUGGUGAUGAUCUGCUAGUUAUUAGCUGUCGCUUUUCGUGUACAUUGUUACAUGUACAGCAAUUUCCAACAAGGUCAAAUAUUUUCCAGCUUGAUUAAUAACUGUUCCACAAUUAUACUAUCAUAAAAUCCUGGUGAUCUUAAAACAUCUCUCUGGACGGCAACUUCGUGUGCAAUAACACACUGUGAGAUUAUUCAUCUUUAAGGUUUCACAUUAAUCAAUCCAUUCAAAGCCACAUUUAGGCUAUAAUACAUUUAAGGGUUUUAAACAUUACCACGAAGCGAUGAUGCAGGUGAUUAUUAUGAGGUGCUACAUUCCACAAAGCAUUUUUUCUAACAAUACUGUAUGUGUAACAUCACAGUACCAUACCAAAUAUAGACAAGUUCACUGAUGUGAAGUUUGUACAAAAUUUAUAGAAUUGCAACAGGUCCAAAAUUAAUGCUCACUAUUGCCAAAUGCGAAAAGUUUGCUACAAUAGAUAGUUUGGUGGAUUGGGUUACUGUCUUAUGAGAACAUUAGUCUGAUGUAUGUGAUUGUUUUCUUUUAGUGAAAAAUGCACUGUUUGUAUAGGAUCAGACAUGCAUAAUGCAUAAAGAUAUUUUUCUUCAUAACUCCAUGUG
Triplophysa rosa is the source of this 4459-nucleotide messenger RNA. RefSeq names its product refilin A (gene rflna). Gene Ontology annotation, biological process: skeletal system morphogenesis; negative regulation of bone mineralization involved in bone maturation; negative regulation of chondrocyte development. Lineage: Eukaryota; Metazoa; Chordata; Actinopteri; Cypriniformes; Nemacheilidae. The transcript has 4 exons. Bases 372 to 1040 code for a protein of 222 amino acids. The record is from RefSeq and is a predicted model, not a curated record. Gene Ontology annotation, molecular function: filamin binding. Gene Ontology annotation, cellular component: actin filament bundle.